AUGGUCUCUGAAGGUGAUUGUGACGGACGACUUGCGAAGUUUGAUGUAGGAUUCGACGUGAAGAAUCAUGUGUUUCCGCUCGCUACAGUUCCCAAGGGUGUGUGGUUUGCGGCUGAGCCAGAUCCAGACUGCGAGGCCUACUCUCUGAUGGGGGCAACAGUGGCGCCCGGUUUUAAUUACACAGAUUGGAGCAUAGCUACCAAACCACAGCUUAUCGAGGCACUAGGGGGUGAAGGAAAUGUAUGCGACGAGUAUAUGAAAGUUGUAGAUAGACUGGUUGCUAAAGAUUUGGAAGAAACUGAUCGCUAA
Messenger RNA from Sphaeroforma arctica JP610, 309 nucleotides. RefSeq lists its product as hypothetical. The record is from RefSeq and is a predicted model, not a curated record. Gene Ontology annotation, cellular component: intracellular anatomical structure. NCBI's taxonomy places the organism in Eukaryota, Ichthyosporea, Ichthyophonida. Bases 1 to 309 code for a protein of 102 amino acids. The transcript is spliced from 2 exons.